AUGUCUCCGGACAUUCCCGGGAGCCCUCUCUGCGCAGAGGGUGCCGGCCUGGCCCGAUUCUCCCUUCGCAGGCGGGCGCCUGGGGUCCACGUCCUCUUUGAGCCGCUUGGCCCAGCAGGAAGGCUCCGCUCUUGGUGCGCGGAGGCUGGGCCGGCGCACCUGCCACUUCGCCCUCCUCCCGGAGGGGCGGGGAUCACCUUCCAAGAGCAGAGAGUGUCACCGCCCUGCGUCUUGACCCGCGGCCGCUGGCUGCCCGCGCGUCGGGGUGGAGAUGCCGGCUGUCCGAGCCGGAGCGUCUGGAUAUCCCUGCGCCUCAAAGUCCUUGAGUGCCUGCGGGUUCUAGCCGUGGAGUUGACCCGGGCGGGGUCGGGGCGUCCGGGGGCGGGGCGUUCAGACCCCGCCCCGGCCCCGCCCCGCGCCCACUCCCAGGCGGAGGGCAGACAGUGGAGCAGAAGUCCGGGCGCCAGCGGGCUGAGCCAGGCGCAGCCGGGAUGCACGCGCCCCUGCGGCCCCCGCUCCCAGGCCGUCCGCCGCCCGGUGGCGCCCAGCCUGCCGGUGGCCAGCGGCCACGGCCGUCGGCGCUUCCCGCAGGCGCUCAUCGUGGGCGUGAAGAAGGGAGGCACGCGCGCGCUGCUCGAGUUCCUACGGCUGCACCCCGACGUGCGUGCGCUCGGCUCCGAGCCCCACUUCUUCGACAGGUGCUACGCGCGAGGCCUCGCUUGGUACCGGAGCCUGAUGCCGCGCACGCUGGAGGGGCAGAUCACCAUGGAGAAGACCCCCAGCUACUUCGUGACACGCGAGGCUCCCCACCGUAUCCACAGCAUGUCUCCGGACACGAAGCUGAUCGUGGUGGUGCGCGACCCCGUGACGCGGGCCAUCUCCGACUACGCCCAGACUCUCUCCAAGACCCCGGGCCUGCCCAGCUUCCGCACCCUGGCCUUCCGCCAUGGCCUGGGCCCCGUGGACACAGCUUGGAGCGCCGUGCGCAUCGGCCUCUACGCCCAGCACCUGGCCCACUGGCUGCAGUACUUCCCUCUGUCUCACUUCCUGUUCGUCAGCGGCGAGCGACUGGUCAGUGACCCUGCCGGGGAGGUGGGCCGUGUGCAGGACUUCCUGGGCCUCAAGCGGGUCGUCACAGACAAGCACUUCUACUUCAAUGCCACCAAGGGCUUCCCCUGCCUCAAGAAGGCCGAGGGGGGCAGCCGGCCCCGCUGCCUGGGCAAGUCCAAGGGCCGGCCCCACCCCCGAGUGCCCGAGGCUGUGGUCCAGCGCCUUCGUGACUUCUACCGGCCCUUCAACCGCAAGUUCUACCAGAUGACCGGCCAGGACUUCGGCUGGGACUGA
Trichechus manatus latirostris (Florida manatee) is the source of this 1344-nucleotide messenger RNA. It is a transcript of the gene HS3ST6, whose product is annotated as heparan sulfate-glucosamine 3-sulfotransferase 6. Gene Ontology annotation, molecular function: sulfotransferase activity. Bases 1 to 1344 code for a protein of 447 amino acids. NCBI's taxonomy places the organism in Eukaryota, Metazoa, Chordata, Mammalia, Sirenia, Trichechidae. The record is from RefSeq and is a predicted model, not a curated record. The transcript is spliced from 3 exons.